Messenger RNA from Suillus bovinus, 554 nucleotides. RefSeq lists its product as uncharacterized. NCBI's taxonomy places the organism in Eukaryota, Fungi, Basidiomycota, Agaricomycetes, Boletales, Suillaceae. The record is from RefSeq and is a predicted model, not a curated record. Gene Ontology annotation, molecular function: protein binding. The transcript is spliced from 2 exons. The coding region runs from base 142 to 465 and encodes 107 amino acids.
GUGACAGCCAUAAUACCACUCGGUCAACAAUAUACCAAAUACCUACUAGAAAGUACUCGCCCUGUCAACGUGACUCAGGAAAGGAGAGGUCACUGGACCUCCUAAAAUUUUCAAAUCCAAAGUCCCCUCUUCUUCACAACCAUGAUCAUGGCGGUUGGAUUCUUGUCGCUUCCUGCAGAGCUCAUAUGCCACAUUCUAAUCCUUCUUAGCCCCAGGGACAUUAGUCGCUGUGCAAUGACCUGCAAUACCUUUUCGGUUGUGGUCCAGAAUUCUGUCCACAUCCAAUACAAGCUUGAAAUCAAUGCUCAAGGCUUGAUUAGUACUGAGACCACUACCAUGAACUCGAUCGGCGUUUCCAGAAAGACUCUGUGUUCACUCAAGAAAUCGGCAUCUUUGUGGCGAUCUGACUUCCGUGCGACCACAACCUUUGAAGCAGUGGUUCCCAUAGAUUUUCCGUCGCCAUAGCCACUCCAAUCUGUGAAAUGUGGGCUUUGGUGGUUACCCCUGGGCGAUCUAGUGGACGAUUUUUACAUUCAGGAUUGCAACACGAAUCC